Messenger RNA from Trichomonas vaginalis G3, 288 nucleotides. RefSeq lists its product as uncharacterized. The coding region runs from base 1 to 288 and encodes 95 amino acids. The transcript has a single exon. Lineage: Eukaryota; Parabasalia; Trichomonadida; Trichomonadidae. The record is from RefSeq and is a predicted model, not a curated record.
AUGGCAACAAGUGAAAUUAGUUUAGUUGUUUUUGCCAUUAUUUUGUUUAUCGCUAUGAUCGCCGUUAUUGUCUUCUUCGUAAUAAUGAUCAAGAAACUUGGUUCUAAAAAUGAAGAUAUUCAAGAGGAUUCUUCAGUCGAAAUUCAGGAUAUGGAAGAAAUUCCAGAAGAAGACAGAAAGAAACACGAAUCUAUGAUGACAACUAUGAUCAAUGAAGAUGAUACUCCUUUCAAUGAAGAUGCAAAUCUUGACGAAUUCCAUUUUUCAAAGAAUGAACCUACUGAAUAA